AGGACACCUUUUCAAAAAGGCUUUUCUGUGGUGUUCAGAAUCAUUUCUAGAAAUUGAAACCUCAGACUUUGCAAGAUGUACCUCAGUGCUGCAUAUCACCGCAUACCUCUAAGUGAUGGAAACAGCAUUCCUAUCAUCGGACUUGGUACCUACUCAGAACCUAGAUUGACCCCUAAGGGGACCUGUGCAAGAGCAGUGAAAAUUGCCAUUGACACGGGGUACCGGCACAUUGAUGGCGCCUACCUCUACCAGAACGAGCACGAAGUGGGGGAGGCCAUCAGGGAGAAGAUAGCAGAAGGAAAGGUGCAGAGGCAGGAUAUCUUCUACUGCGGAAAGCUGUGGGCUACACAUCAUGACCCACAGAUGGUCCGCCCAACUCUGGAGAGGACGCUCAAGGACCUCCAGCUAGAUUAUGUGGAUCUUUACAUCAUUGAAAUACCUAUGGCUUUUAAGCCUGGAGAUGAAUUCUAUCCUAAAGAUGAAAAUGGCAAAUGGUUAUAUCACAAGUCAAAUCUGUGUGCCACUUGGGAGGCUUUAGAAGCUUGCAAAGACGCUGGCUUGGUGAAAUCCCUCGGUGUAUCCAAUUUUAACCGUAGGCAGCUGGAGCUCAUUCUGAACAAACCAGGACUUAAGCAUAAGCCAGUCAGCAACCAGGUUGAAUGCCAUCCAUAUUUCACCCAGCCAAAACUCUUGAAAUUUUGCCAACAACAUGACAUUGUCAUUAUUGCAUACAGCCCUUUGGGGACCUCUAGGAAUCCAUCCUGGGUGAAUGUGUCUUCCCCACCUUUGUUAAAGGAUGCACUUCUAAACUCACUGGGGAAAAAAUACAAUAAGACAGCAGCUCAAGUUGUUUUGCGUUUCAACAUCCAGCGAGGAGUGGUUGUCAUUCCUAAAAGCUUUAACCCUGAAAGGAUCAAAGAAAACUUUCAAAUCUUUGACUUUUCUCUCACUGAAGAAGAAAUGAAGGGCAUUGAAGACUUGAAUAAAAAUGUCCGCUUCGUGGAAAUGCUCAUGUGGUGUGACCAUCCUGAAUACCCAUUUCAUGAGGAAUACUGACUUCAGAGAGCUCCGCAACAGAUAUUUUCCCUCCUAUAUGUGCCAGGACUUUGGGCUGGGUGGUUCCUCCAGCUACGGAAAUCAAAGGAGUUUACUAUCCUCAGAUGAAAUGGUGAUGGAGACACACUUAACUUUUGUGUAGUGUAAGUGACUUUGACUUAGCUAUGUGGGGGGAAAAAAAUAGGUUUAAAUCUGUUGAAAUAACUUGGAAAUUAUCAGCUAAUAUUUUAUUAAAUCAAUGUCUUCUGGGUUUCAGAAAGAAAAAUAUUAGGCUUUAGAAAAGACUUCAAAGGCAACAUAUGAAGAUAAAUAACACAUGAAUUCGGAUACUGCUGCCAUGGGUAGUCUGAGUUCUUUAGCAGUUAACAGGGCAACAGCAAGGAUGGAGAGCUGGACCAUGCCAGUGUGCUGGCAGUGGUCUUGAUGGUUUGGACCAUCGACUGUAAUACAGACACAGCCAAGGUAAGAUCCACACAUGCAUUAUUAACAGGGAAGUGAUUUGCUUCACCUUGAGUAGAGAGAGAGGGCUAAGUAUAGAAAAGUCUUACUAUAGAGCUAAUUAAACACCUCAGUGGUCAACAAAGCCAUACUGAUUUGGUUGUUGUUUGUUUCCAUCCAAUGUGUGUUGGUGUAGCUUUUAUCCAGCUUGAGAGAUGGAUAAUUGCUUGUUCUCUCUUGCAUGCUUUAAAGGGCCUGAGCUUCAGUAAGCUAGUGAUCCAUGCUAACACUGCCUGCCACUCUUGCCCCCAUUCUUUAUACGACCACCAUUAUGCAAAGUGGCUUGAGACAACCUGCAUACCCUGUAUUGUAAAAUAGUCCACAGACCAUUAUUUCAAAAGAAGACAUAUAAAAAGGAAGCUUUAGGAAACAUAUGGAAAGAAGAGGUUUUAUAGAAUCAUCAGACUUAAGACUUUGAAAGUUAUUGGGAUAACUGAAUUUUGAGAAAGUAGCAAGUUCAAAAGAACGCUGAUAAUUUUACUAUAUGGAAAUUUUUUUUAAGUGAAUAAAAAGAUUAUUAGAAUUCCAUAGUAGAGGUGUACCUAUUUUCAAUCCAGCCAGAGCAAUAUAUUUUACUCAUUCAUAUUAAGUCACUCUCACAGGGCAAGAGAGCGCUUCAAAACUUCAAAACAUCAAAACAAACUUAUGUUUGUCCAAGAUCAAUUGCUUAUAAUCUUCCAUGAUCUGAAAACAUACAUUUCUGAGAAAUUAUCAUUAAAAAAAAUUGAUCUCUACUUAUUGUUUCCAAUAAUUCUAAUAUGAAUACUUACAAUGCUAUUUUCUGGAAAAUAUCUCAUUCACAAGAAAUAAUAAAAAUGAUGAUUUAUUCUA
Balaenoptera musculus (blue whale) is the source of this 2385-nucleotide messenger RNA. RefSeq names its product aldo-keto reductase family 1 member D1 (gene AKR1D1). Gene Ontology annotation, biological process: bile acid biosynthetic process. Gene Ontology annotation, cellular component: cytosol. Lineage: Eukaryota; Metazoa; Chordata; Mammalia; Artiodactyla; Balaenopteridae. The transcript is spliced from 9 exons. The coding region runs from base 76 to 1056 and encodes 326 amino acids. Gene Ontology annotation, molecular function: steroid dehydrogenase activity; ketosteroid monooxygenase activity; aldose reductase (NADPH) activity. The record is from RefSeq and is a predicted model, not a curated record.